This is a messenger RNA of Nicotiana tabacum (common tobacco), 1695 nucleotides long. The record is from RefSeq and is a predicted model, not a curated record. NCBI's taxonomy places the organism in Eukaryota, Viridiplantae, Streptophyta, Magnoliopsida, Solanales, Solanaceae.
AUGGACUUUCCUCCGCCUGCGCAUCCUGGACCUACCGAGGAUCAGCUACUAGUGUUACAGGGCGACCAUAGGUCCUCCUUUGUAUGGGAGGGACAGCUAUCGAUGCAGGCUCUCCGCCUUAGGAGACCUGACGAUUUGUGGGAGUUCAUCGUGGAGCAUCAUUUUCAUGCCCGCGUAGUCGCGCGCCUACAGGCUACAGGCUUCUAUACGAUUUUUGAGCUUGGACGGAUGCAGCUUGAUUGGUCUCUUAUCACGGCCUUGGUAGAGCGGUGGCGACCGGAGACGCACGUUUUUCACUUGUCCACUGGAGAUGCCACCAUCACGCUGGAGGAUGUUCAGGUUUUGGACGGGCUACGCGUAGAUGGACAGGUUGUGGCACUGCCCCAGUACAUUAGAUCCAUGACCCGUGCACAGUUUUUGGAUAUGAUGGGGCAGUUUACUGGUUAUAGACCUCAGGGUGACGCUGGGGGCAGUCGCGUUGCUUUGUCAGCCAUCGGAGAUCAUAUGGCUGUUUUGCACCCAGACAUUACCGAUGAGACGGAGGAUCUCCAUAUUGAGAGGUACACGCGGUUGGCGCUGCUCCUGUUUUUCAGGUGUGUCUUGUUCUCGAACACUUCGAGGAGUCUCGUGAGUAUGCGCUUUCUCCAUCAUCUUCAGCAGUUGGAUGAUUUACCCCAGUACAGUUGGGGUGCUGCUGUUCUCGCAUACCUGAAAGGAGCUUGUGCCGGUCGAGCAUGGGACCAGCGGUGGACAUAUGUGGUUUUCUGCCCCUCCUACAGGUUUGGGCCUGGCAGCGGAUCAUGCCGUUGCAGCCACCUCUACCACCACUUGCGUCCGGGAUGUGCUAGAUAUGCUGGUGGACGGACAGUCGAUCGACUGCUUUGGAGCACCUCCGUCCCGAUGAUCUUCUUCGAUAUGGUUGAGUAUCAUGCCACAGAGCGUGUGCUUCUCCAGUUUCACUGUCCCCAGCCUAUACCGGGGGAGCCUGGAUGGGUGGAUACACACUAUCAGCGGGAUGACCGUGCCAGGCUGAACUAUAUAUAUAUGGGAUGGCUAGAGCAGCAGGUCCAUAUUUGGGAGGAGCGAGUUGACCGUAUUCCGCCAUCACCUACAUUUACCCAAGAGGCCACUAUUCAUCUGUAUGCAUUAUGGUACCGCCGUCACACCCGACUGAUUAUCGGGAACCCCAUUCAUGUACUUGGCGAGCGCUACAGACCAUACGCCGGGAGGCACGAGGCACUGGCUAUUGGGCAUCAUCACCUAGACCAGUUGGGACAGGAGAUGCAGCAGCAUACCGACAUCCCUACAGUCAUUGACUAUGGCCGGCGGGUGGCACAGUUGGCUCGUCGGACCCUGUUUCAGGCGAGAGAUACGGCAAGGUUGGACCAUGAGGCUCAGUAUGCGGCGCCAGAGGACUACCAUCGGGGUAGGAGUGUCCCACGAGGUAGGGGUAGGGCACGGGGGAGGGGUGCCCCACGAGGCAGGGGUGCCCCACGGGGUCGUGGGGGACGAGGAGGAGGUGGUCCACAGCAAGGGGGCGUUGAGGCACCUGUCGACCCACCUGUUGAGGGACAUGAUGAGGACUUUGGAGUUAAGGCGCUUAGAGAUGAUCAGUCGGGUUAUAUACCUCAGGUAGAUGAGCCUUCCAGCAACAUGCCUUCAUACAACCUUCAGCUAUCUCUGCCAGCAUCGCAG